AUGACCCCCAUCACCACCCUCUCCUACCCGGAGCGCCUCACCACCUUCUCCGACCACUGGGACGACUGCCUCACAACUGCCCGCCAACUUGCAGCCAUCGGCCACGUCUCAGACCGCCCACCGCUGGAAUCCCUCGAACCAGGCUCCCGCUGCAUCUCCUGCUCCCAGUUCGUGCGGAAAGAACUCAGCACGCGGGCCUUCGGCGACAAUGGCACCCAGGACUACAUGCAGCAUUUCCGCGGGUUUAGAUUCCACACGGCGCACUGUGAGAGAUUGCAAGUGCGGAUUCCGCUGGAGCCGCAGGCGUUGCUGGCGGGGUUGUAUGCGUCGCAGCUUGGGAGUCUGGUGAGUAAGUUCGAGGAGAUGGCUUCUGGUAAACCCGCGAGAGAGGCGAGCCAGCGGUUGCCGCAGACGAGUUCGUUGUUUAGUCUACCGACGGAACUACGGCUGGAGAUCUAUGCUCAGAUUCUACCGAAGCUGGAUGAGGUGACGGAGGUUUUGCCACUGAAUCGCGACUCUUCCCGCGUUAUUACACGUGCUGGCUACGAGAAAACAGGUCCACGGGAUACGACGAAGCAUAACAUCCUGCGCACCUGUCGAGCCAUCAACGACGAGGCUUCAGAUCUACUCUAUUCUCACUCGACUUUCCAAUUCGCGUCAUCGAAGACCAUGUACCUCUUCCUCCGCAGCAUCGGGAAGCGAGGUCGACAGCUUGUGCAUCUCGUCGAUGUGCAUUGCGGCAGUCGAGAAGACGCCAUGGCAUUCGCUCUACUGGCCUCCUGCGAGCAGCUGCGGGUGCUGACGAUCAGACUCCCGCGGCCGAAGAUCUUGCUGCCUAGGUCGCCGCUGUGGUGUGUUGACGGGAUGUCCGGUCUGCUUGAGCUAAGCGGACUCGAGGCCGUCAAGUUCGGCCACUGCGAGUCAGCCUUUGGCUGUAUGGACGACAGCAAACCGGAUGCAGAGGUGAUAAGGAGAGAACUUACGAGGCCGAGAGGGACAUCGGGUAGUAUUCGAACGAUCAAUGGGUGUCUUGAUGUGUGA
Molecule: messenger RNA, 1041 nt
Organism: Saxophila tyrrhenica
Lineage: Eukaryota; Fungi; Ascomycota; Dothideomycetes; Mycosphaerellales; Extremaceae
Exons: 1
Coding region: 1-1041 (346 amino acids)
Source: RefSeq, a predicted model, not a curated record